Haliotis rufescens (red abalone) is the source of this 3222-nucleotide messenger RNA. Its product is annotated as RYamide receptor-like. Lineage: Eukaryota; Metazoa; Mollusca; Gastropoda; Lepetellida; Haliotidae. The record is from RefSeq and is a predicted model, not a curated record. Gene Ontology annotation, biological process: G protein-coupled receptor signaling pathway. Gene Ontology annotation, cellular component: membrane. The coding region runs from base 877 to 1956 and encodes 359 amino acids. Gene Ontology annotation, molecular function: neuropeptide Y receptor activity. The transcript is spliced from 2 exons.
UUUAAAUGGAUAAUUCCAGCAAGGGUCCCAUGUGAGUGGAUAUAAUUGGCAUCAGAGCCUAAUCUUAACUUGCCUUUGGACUGUUUUUUCAACUGCAUGUCUCAGUAAGUCUCAGAUUGGAUAAAUCUGCUUUAUUCGCAUACGAUAAGCUUCGAAAGUAAACUGGUUAUGUGGUUUAAUUCAAAUCUGAAACGAAGAACGACAGAACAGUUCCCCUGUCAGCAGAUUUGAUCGUUGUGUUCAAGGCAGAGGGCGCUUACUCGGAGAGCCCCUCCUAUCAACGAAGCUGCAUCCCGAACCCGCAGGUUUAACGGUGAUGUAGCGUGGCGUUUUCAUCCGAGCUUGCAUUGAUGGACAGGUAGUCUGCAGUACAGAGCAGACAGGACGUUUACAACGCUUAUUUUCGUAUAAAGUUGACUCAACGUUCGAGCUGGGCUGGGCAUUAUGUAGAAGUGUUGACAUAAAGUAUAGUCGACACACUGUGGUUGUAUUAUAGCGUUGUGGAUUGGGAUGUUGUGUCGGUAAAUUGAAUUUGGGUCCAACAGAAGAAGCGUCUUUGCACGGUGACGUUGAUUGACAGGCUUGGUGGGAACGUCAUCGGCCGUUGUCGUGUAUAUAUCGUCUCUAAUCAACGCUUGUCACACAAGCAGGAGGAAUUAGCAUCGUUACACGCGGCAGGCGCUACGACAAAUCGGAGAUAAGAACGUGACUCUUUGGGAGUUGGGUCUGUGCGUGUCCUGGCCAGGAGGCACUUACAGGCUUUGUCAUGAGGACACACUUAAAGAUUGAAGAUGAGCUGAAAGGGCGAUUUUCAUAGUUGGAGAUUAGAUUUUGUUGGCACGACGGGAACGUCAACAUCGACGUCCGAACGUCAAAAUGGAAGUGAGCACGAGAGGCUUUCCCAACGUCACUCAACCACCCCCCGAGUCUCUGAACCCGGGGGUGCAGGUAUUUUUGGUGUUGUUAUAUUCAGCUGUGUCAAUUGUCUCCGUCAUCGGUAACGGCAUGGUGUGCUACAUUGUCGUUACCACACGUCGUAUGCGAACUGUGACCAACUUUUUCAUCGCAAGUCUGGCCGUAAGUGACAUCCUCAUGGCAACCCUGUGUGUCCCGUUCACCUUUGUUGCUAACAUUCUUCUUGAUUACUGGCCGUUUGGGGUAGCGUUGUGCCCCCUUGUUACAUAUCUUCAAGCGGUUGUGGUGUUCCUCAACGCGUAUAUCCUCCUAGCCAUUAGUUUAGAACGAUACAUUGCCAUCAUGUUCCCUUUCAAACCAAGACUGCCUAAACGAAAGUCGUUGUGGGUGAUUGCCGUUUGCUGGGCAUUAUCGUUGCUGACGCCGCUCCCCACUGCUAUAACGUCACUGACGGUGACGGACGAUAUCGACAACGUAACAUUGUGCCUGGAAGUUUGGCCAGUGCCCAAUCAAAAGUUUGCCUACAGUGUGGUCAUCAUGGUGCUUCAGUACUUCAUCCCUCUCGGUGUGCUCAUCUUCACCUAUGGUCGCAUCGUACACGUCGUAUGGCUAAAAGACGUACCCCCAGGAGAAAGCGAGGACACUACGGAUCCCAAGAAGAAGGUAAUCAAGAUGAUGAUAACGGUUGUAAGUAUCUACGCCAUUUGCUGGCUGCCGCUGCACGUCAUCACUUUAUGUGGUGACGUAGACCACACUAUCUACUACGCUGAAUAUAUGAGAGUGGUGUGGGUUGGAGCUCACUGGCUAUCCAUGAGCAGUUGCGCCUACAACCCGUUUGUUUACUGGUGGAUGAACAAGAAAUUCAACGAAAACUUCCGCCUUCUGUUCUUGAAACUCCACUGUAUAUGUGUCCGUCCUCCCACGCUACAGUCAGGAAGUGACUUUGUGACCUUUCGAAACAGCCGCAGUUUCAGCGUUCCGGCUUCGGAGACAUUGUUGUCCACCAUCAACUCCGUCGACGACCGCCGUGAUGUCGGUUGAUUGUGUUUUGCUUUUGUGUCCGGCGGUCGUUUAAUAACUCGUUGACUCGAAUACCUACAGACCUUAAAAUAUUCGAGUUCUUAGUAUGCCAUGUUAAAACACGCCAUAUGAAACAAUGAACGCACAUGCGUCUUAUUGACAAUGACAAAGAUUACAAGUUGGAUCAAUCGUUAUGAUGUUGUUUGAUGAUCUUUCCUGAAGUAAUAUCUCUUUAGCUGGAUACCACGCUGAUUCAGCUGAUGAAUUUAUACAGUAAAUUGAACAAAUCAGGAAAGGGUAUCCUGAAACCUUCAUUUUACUUCCUAAUGUGUUGUUCAUGAAAGUAAAAGUACCGCCAUUAUGUAGAAUCUAAGGUCAACCUCACGCCACGAGUGUUUCGGGACUUUAAUGUUGUGUUAGGUUGCAGCACUAAUAAGCGUGUCUGGCGGUUUGUGUGCGAGCAACGUCCCCUGGACCUUAUACUGGUAUCUGGUUUGUUGACUGUCAACUGAUAUUGUGCGCUCCACCCUAUCCCUUUGUUUAAAGUGGCUGCGUUUAGGAUUAACAUCAAUCAUAGGAUAUCCAUAGACGGUCAUUUCGUUGUCUAUGGCGUGUACGUGAAUAUUAGACAGAACAGUCUCAAUAAAACUACGACAAUGAAACAGACAGGGAUUAACCUAAUUCGGGCUGAGGCGACCAUUCGCGAAUAUUUGUAUUAAGUGCCACGUCUAUGCUUGUUUCAUUCAUUCGUUAACAUACCCCGUGCGUCCUUGAUAUGAGUGUCGGUCUUUGUGUGAGAAGGGGUUGGUGGGGUUCGGGUUGGAGGACGGCUGAGCCAGUCGUCUAAGGAGUUGCGUCCCUUAGACGUAUCAGAAACCUAUGAUUGCGGGUUCGAAUCCCGGUUUGACAUGAUUAUGUUUCUUGCUUCUUUUGGCAUCAUACGUGUGCUUAUGGGUAACAAGUGGUAAACGUCUGAGAACUGCCUCCUUUGGGCUUUCCUCCCACGUUGAGCUGACACGCCGUGAUAUAACUGGAAUUGUUCAAAGAGACGUUCAGCCCAACUCACUAAAUAUAACACGUCAAUGUCAGAGAAGAAUCAGUUUCGAUUAUCUGCCGAAACAUAUUCCAUUGGGCGUAAAAGGCUGGUGAAAAUUAUAUGAAUGGUUCGCUGAAAAUCAACGACACCACCAGGUGUUCACGAAAAGGGUAGGCAUGCUCGGUUCUACCGGUAGGACCCAACGCUCACACAAUUUCCAUAAAAAGGUGUUUGUUGCCUAACGCAUCACC